GGGAGAGAGACGUGCAAGCCUCCAACAACAACAAAUACCCAGCAGCAGCAGCACGGUGAGAGACGUGCAAGCCUCCAACAACAACAAAUACCCAGCAGCAUGGGGAGACGUGCAAGCCAACAAUACCUAGCAGCACGGUGAGAGAGACGUCCAAGCCACCAACAACAAAUAGCAGCAGCAUGGGGAGAGAGACGUCCAAGCCACCAACAACAACAAAUACCCAGCAGCAGCAGCAACACGCGGUGCCAGGCUAGGUGCAUCACGCUGUGUCAGGCAAGGUGCAUCACGCUGUGCCAGGCUAGGUGCAUCACGCUGUGUCAGGCAAGGUGCAUCACGCUGUGCCAGGCUAGGUGCAUCACGCGGUACCAGGCUAGGUGCAUCACGCUGUGCCAGGCUAGGUGCAUCACGUGGUGCCUGUGCAUCACGCGGUGCCAGGCUAGGUGCAUCACGCGGUGCCAGGCGAGGUGCAUCACGCUGUGCCAGGCUAGGUGCAUCACGCUGUGUCAGGCAAGGUGCAUCACGCUGUGCCAGGCUAGGUGCAUCACGCGGUGCCAGGCUAGGUGCAUCACGCUGUGCCAGGCUAGGUGCAUCACGUGGUGCCUGUGCAUCACGCGGUGCCAGGCUAGGUGCAUCACGCGGUGCCAGGCUAGGUGCAUGACGCAAGGCGUCCUUUUCUUCUACGGGCGAGGCUGAGCGGAACCGGAAACCUCCCAAUGGAAGAAGAGGCGGGGUUACGUUUAUUGUGGCGGAUUUUUUUAAUAACUUUUUAUUCACGUCGAUUAAUACACCGCCCUGCGCUUUUUGCGUUUCUAUUAAAGGAUUUGUGAAUGUAAGAAAAUAAAUAUUAAUAUUAACUAAAAGUUAUUUGUUUUACUAUUUGCAUUGGAGCAAAGGGAAAUCUGGCAGUACCGGAAGAGGCGGGGCUUACGCACUAAUUUUUAGUCGCAUUCUUUUUAUUGAUCGAAAUAGCGAUAUGCGACUUUUGUUCAAGGCGUUUUUCGUUCCCGUGAAUAUUAAUACGUGAACAUUGUUAUUAAUUCGUAUAUUAAUCAUUAUUACAAUUAUUUCGUCAGAGCCGAGCGGAAGCGGAAACUGGCCACCGCCGGAAGAGGCGGGGCUUACGCUCUGCGUAUGUUUUUUAAAAAAGAUGCAUUUUGUUAUUGUCACGCGCGGCGCUACGCGACUUUUCGCGCAAGCUAUUUUUUUAAAUUUCGUUUAGCGUGAUAAUUAAUGCGUAAACAAUUUCGUUAAUUAAUAUUGCAACUUCAUUAUUUGCUCAGUGGAAGCCACGACCGGAACCGGAAGCGGUAAAUAAAUAAUUAACCCCGGCGCCCAAGAUGGCGACGGCCGAUCGAACGCCUCCCGCCAAGAGGCGGCGCCUCGAGGCGGCGGACGACGACGAGGAGGAGAAGGAGAAGACGACGACGACGCGGGAGGCGAGCGGCGAGGAGCAGCGACUGCCGAGCGUGGCGGCUGCGGCGGCUGCCGUCGUCUCCUCGAUUGCUUGUCCAGAGAACUCUGUCCCCGGUGUCUCUGCGAGACACGUGAAGAACGAGGAGAGACAGAGACAUGGGGAUGGUGGAGACGGUGCUGGUGGACGAGGUGGACCUGAAGGAGGAGGCGACGAUGGUGGAGGAGGAGGAAGUGGACCUGGAGGAGGAGACGAUGGUGGAGGAGGAGGAGGUGGACCUGGAGGAGGAGACGAUGGUGGUGGAGGAGGUGGAGCUGUAAAAGUUGUACCUGGUGGAGGCGGACCUGAAGGAGAAGACGGUGGAGGUGGUGGACCUGGAGGAGUUGGAGGAGGAGGUGGUGGUGGAGCGCCUGGGAAAGUUGGACCUGGCGGAGCUGGGCCACUGCCUCUGUGUGCCGCCGCCGCAGCUGCUUCCCCAGCCACCGCCGCCGCCGCCGCCGCCUCCUCCUCCUCAUCGCUGUGGCAGAGGCUGCUGCUGCUGCGGCUUCUGUCCGAGUCGGAGGCGGCCUCCCGCAGGCGCCGGCGGAAGGAGGUGGCGCUGAUGAGGAGGACGAGGAGGAGGACGAGGAGGAGGAUAGCGGACGGGGGGGGCAUCGACGCUGUCGUCGCGCUGCUGAGGAACGCCAAGAGGGUCGUGGUGCUCACGGGAGCCGGGGUCUCAGUCUCGUGUGGCAUCCCGGAUUUCCGGUCUCCCGGCUCCGGCCUCUUCUCCCGGAUUCACGCCGAGUUCCCCGACCUGCGUGACCCCCAGGCUCUCUUCGACCUCCAGCACUUCACCUCCGAUCCACGACCUUUCUACAAGUUUGCCAGGGAGAUGUUUCCCGGGCGCUUCUCUCCCUCCCUGAGUCACCGUUUCGUCGCACAAUUGGAGAAAGAGGGGCAACUGCUCAGGAACUACAGCCAGAACAUCGACGGCCUGGAGACGCAGGCCGGGGUGACGCGGGUGAUUCAGUGCCAUGGCUCGUUUGACUGGGCCUCGUGUCUGGUUUGUGGACACAAAGUGUCUAGCGACGACAUCCGCGACGACGUGGAGAGACAGCGGGUCCCGCUGUGCCCCGUGUGCCCCCCGUCCGAGCGGGGGGCCGUGCUCAAGCCCGGGGUGAUUUUCUUCGGGGAAAAUCUGCCCCCCCAAUUUCACCGAGCAGUUCGGAGCGACCGCGAGAGCGGCGCCGAUCUCCUGCUGACAAUGGGCUCCUCACUGAGAGUGAGGCCUGUGGCUCUCAUACCCAGCUGGCUGGCCCCCUGCGUCCCCCGCGUGCUCAUUAACCGCGAGCCUCUCCCCCACUUCGGGGUCACCCCCUUCGACGUGGAGCUGCUGGGAGACUGCGACGCCGUGGUGGGGGAGCUCUGCCUGCGUCUGGGGGGUGCCUGGGCCCGGCUCUGCCCGCCCGGGGCGCAGACGCUGUGGCAACGGACGCACGCGGGUGGGGGCAAGCGGGGCAAAGAGGCGCGGGUGGGGGCAGGGCGGGCGAGGGGGGCGGCCGUGGGAGAAGCGGCGGAAGCAGUGGGAGUGGCGGCAGAAUUGCGGGGAGGAGACGCGAGGCGGGGUGGAGAAGCGCAGGGAGAAGCGCGGGGAGCAGAAGCGCAGGGGGAAGCGACGGAAUCGCGGGGAGCAGAAGCGAGGGAAUCGAAUGGAGAAGCGAGGGAUGCAACGGGAGACGCACGGGGAGGAGAAGCGGUGGAAGCGAGCGGUGAAACUCGAGGCUCAAUGGAAGGAGCGACGGAAGCGAGGGGAGACGCGAGAGAAUCGAGGGCAGAAGCGACAGAAUCGAGGGCAGAAGCGACAGAAUCAAGGGCAGAAGCAAGAGAAUCAAGGGCAGAAGUUACAGAGUCAGGGGCAGAAGCGACAGAAUCAAGGGCAGAAGCGACAGAAUCAAGGGCAGAAGCGACAGAAUCAAGGGCAGAAGCGACAGAAUCAGGGGCAGAAGCGACAGAAUCAAGGGCAGAAGCAACAGAAUCCAUGGCAGAAGCGACAGGAUCAGGGGGAGAGGCGAGGACAGAAGAAGCCGGCACAAGGGGAGCAGCAGUGCAAGCGUACCGAGACGCGAGAGAAGCGAGAGGAUUGGCAGGAGCGAAGGGGAAUGCGAGAGGGGGAGCAACAGAGGCGUGGCGAGAUGCCGUAGGCACACGGAGGGAAGCAAUGGAAGCAGAGGGAGCAGUGCGUAGGGAAGCGAUUGAAGCGUACAGAGAAGCCAGGGACGCCAGGGAAGCGAUGGCAGCACGGAGGAGGGAGGGGGGAGGAAUUGGACGAGCAGGAGACACAACGGGAGGAUCAGUGACGGGAGAAGCAGGGGGAGAAGCUGGAGAAGCAGGAGAAGCGAGGGGAGAAGCAGGGGGAGAAGCGAGGGGAGAAGCAGGAGAAGCGAGGGGAGAAGCAGGGGGAGAAGCAGGAGAAGCAGUAGAAGCGAGGGGAGAAGCAGUAGAAGCAGUAGAAGCAGGAGAAGCGAGGGGAGAAGCAGGGGGAGAAGCGAGGGGAGAAGCGAGGGGAGAAGCGAGGGGAGAAGCGAGGGGAGAAGCAGUAGAAGCGAGGGGAGAAGCAGUAGAAGCAGUAGAAGCGAGGGGAGAAGCAGGGGGAGAAGCGAGGGGAGAAGCAGGAGAAGCAGUAGAAGCGAGGGGAGAAGCAGUAGAAGCAGUAGAAGCGAGGGGAGAAGCAGGGGGAGAAGCAGGGGGAGAAGCAGGAGAAGCGAGGGGAGAAGCAGGGGGAGAAGCAGGGGGAGAAGCGAGGGCGGUGAAGGCCGCAAGGGGUGCGAUGUUGGAAGCGGCGAGGGAAGCGACGGAGGAAGCGAUGGCCGAGGCCGGGGCGAGGGAAGCGGCGGCCAUGAUGAGCCGGAGACGGAGGAGGAGGAGGAGGAGGAGAAGGAGGAGUGGGGGCGGUGCUGCCGCCCCGGUGCAUUGUGGGAAGAGGGGGCAAGUGUCAGAGGCUCACGGGAAGGGGGCGGCCGUGCUGGGAGGAGGGGGGCGCCCCCAGCCCGCUGCAUUCUGGGAGGCCGAUACGAGAGAGCCAAUCGGCAAGCGGCUCAAAGAAGACGAGUUCCUCUUCAUCCCUCCGAGCCGCUUCAUCUUCCACGGUGCUCAGGUUUACGACGAAGACGUUGAGAACCCAGCCACAUCGUCGUCAUCGUCGUCGUCGUCGUCGUCACGAUCAUCGUCACCAUCGUCUUCAUCAACAUCUUCCUCUCCAUCUUCAUCAUCGCCGUCAUCGCGAUCGUCGUCAUCGCCAUGCUCAACCUCUCCAGCGUCACCGCAGGCUGACAUUGAUGAGGUGGACCUGAGCAACUACAUCUUCUCCUUGGACGAAGAGGUGGACGGGGACGACGACGAGGAGGGGAGUGGUGGUGAAGGUGGCAGUGAUGAUGAGGGGCAGGAGAGGGAUCCCGAGCAUCGUCCCGAAGAUAACGGAGCCGCCGGUGGUGGUGGUGGUGGUGGUGAUGACGACGCUUGGGUGGUUUGACCUUGAAUUGACAAGGUGGACGAGGUGGUUGGUGUGUG
This is a messenger RNA of Petromyzon marinus (sea lamprey), 4960 nucleotides long. RefSeq lists its product as uncharacterized. Gene Ontology annotation, cellular component: nucleoplasm; rDNA heterochromatin; nuclear inner membrane. Lineage: Eukaryota; Metazoa; Chordata; Hyperoartia; Petromyzontiformes; Petromyzontidae. Gene Ontology annotation, molecular function: p53 binding; histone deacetylase activity, NAD-dependent; NAD+ binding. The record is from RefSeq and is a predicted model, not a curated record. Gene Ontology annotation, biological process: negative regulation of DNA-templated transcription.